Molecule: messenger RNA, 1040 nt
Organism: Impatiens glandulifera
Lineage: Eukaryota; Viridiplantae; Streptophyta; Magnoliopsida; Ericales; Balsaminaceae
Product: zinc finger protein VAR3, chloroplastic-like
Exons: 6
Coding region: 87-962 (291 amino acids)
Cellular component (GO): cytoplasm
Molecular function (GO): mRNA binding
Source: RefSeq, a predicted model, not a curated record
CUAAUUACCAGGAUUGAGUAACCGACGGAUUUCACCGACGGGGGUCAUACGGUGGAGAAAAGGACAGUCAAAAUUUCAAAGCUUUAAUGAAGUUCUCUGCAAUUACUAUUAGGCAUUCAUGGCCAGAAUGGGUUGAACUAAUGCGAACUUUGCUAAAGAAUGGGUAUCUCGAAGCAGCUGGAAGUAAUUCCUCCGUAGAAGGUGGAUUGAACGCCCAGAAAUUGAACAUGAUUCGAACUGCUUGCUCUACUUUCGCGCGAAAACAAUCACAUCUUAUUAGGUACUUCUCAAGGAAAGACAUGGAAGUCCUAGUUGAGUCUGGGUGUUGGAGCACUAAAAGAAAAGUUGUCAAUUCUGGAAAGCGUCUUAGAGCUUAUGUGGGAAUUGAUGAAAGAAAUGUUUGCAGAUCAUGCGUUUUGAGAGGGAAAUGUGAUAGGGCUUAUGUGAAUGUAACUGAGGAGGAGAAAGAGGAAGGUGCACAUACUUUGGAUAUCAUGCGGUUGUUAUUCGCUUAUGGAAAUGGUGACAUUUCUAACCCAAAAGUUGAGCAAUCUGUGAGAAAGUUGAUGAGCGAAAUGGUGGAACAUUAUAAGUAUAGUUCUGAUGAAGUAAAUCAAAAUAAAUUAAUGACUUCUUUUAUACAACAAGACUCUGUUCACUUAGAGCCAGCUUAUGGCCAUGAGAAUGCUCCUGAAAACAAAACUUAUCAAGCAAAACAAAACACAGGCUGCGUGAAGACAUCCAAUCAUACGUCACUGAAGAAGGGAGACUGGAAAUGCGAAGGAUGCAAUUCCUUCAAUUUUGCAAAGAAUAUGAUGUGUUGGCAUUGUAAUGAAAGGCUAUCUGGACGCCAACUUGGAGCUGGGGAAUGGGAAUGUGAUUCGUGUAGCUACCUCAACUUCAGAAGAAAUGUGGUGUGCCUGAGAUGCAAUUAUAGACGUCCAAAAGCAUCAAUUUGUUAACAUUGCGAUCCACCAUAUAGCUAGCGGCUCUGAUUAGCUGUGAAAACCAAAGAAAAACAGGUAUAUGUUCUUAAAUGU